GCACAACAUGUUAUAAUAACUUCCCUUCCAAUAGACAUGGAACAACACAUGAGAUGUCUUUUCAUCCAUCAUAUGUACCAUUCCCUUCAUUCUCAAAGUGUGGUCCGCGUUCAAUUGUUCCUACCCAAAAUUCAAUGGGUACAAUGCGGGUUAGUGUUUUCUCAUUACAAAUUGUGUGUCUCCAAUGUACACUUUUUUGUAUUCAUUCAGAUUUUCUAUUCUUUAGGUUUGGCAUUAUGCUUCCUGACUCCACGGGAUGCGCCAAAUUCAAUGAUCCAAAUAUAGGACACUUGUCACAUGUCAGCGGUCCUAUCAGUUACUAUGAAUUACUUCAACAGGUCACCAACGGCGAAGCAAUCUCAUACAGAUUAUAAAUUAGAAUUUAUAAAUCUAUUGAUGUAAUUUCUUCAAGAUUUAUAAUAACACAUGUACUGAUCGGUUCAAUCUUUUUAUUGUGAAUGUUUCUUCCUUGUCUUUAUUGGUUUACAAACAUAUCACGUUUCCCUCAAUGAAGCUAACACUAAGAAACACAUUGGGUGCUUCAUAAGAAGAAAUGAUACAAUGGCUCGGUGAAUUUCCGGAGCUAAUGUCUGCAUUUAGAAGUGGUGUUUUCUGUCGAUACUUGGAGAUUCAUUUUGUCUCUGUUACACUGGACACUGUUGUCUAAAAUAGCCAAAAUUGAAAGGGAUUCAGAAACAUGAUUUGUACUGAAGGGAGUUCCAGCGGGCUGUAGUAUCACAGAGUUUGCUCGUUGAAAAGGAGAAAUUAGAAAAAUGGAUGAGUUUCUAGUGGGAAUUUUCCCACACAAGAAAAAC
Messenger RNA from Cuscuta epithymum, 815 nucleotides. NCBI's taxonomy places the organism in Eukaryota, Viridiplantae, Streptophyta, Magnoliopsida, Solanales, Convolvulaceae. The record is from the annotation of a GenBank genome assembly.